Fusarium graminearum PH-1 is the source of this 710-nucleotide messenger RNA. RefSeq lists its product as uncharacterized. The transcript has a single exon. The record is from RefSeq and is a predicted model, not a curated record. Lineage: Eukaryota; Fungi; Ascomycota; Sordariomycetes; Hypocreales; Nectriaceae. The coding region runs from base 78 to 356 and encodes 92 amino acids.
ACACCAACAGCAAGAACUAUAACACCUCUCAUCUCACAACAACAACUCUCGACUCUACUCAACUCAACUCUACCAAAAUGUCUGACCUUCCUCCUCAAAACUUCCUCCCUCUCACUCCUCCUCCCAAGUCAUCCUUCCUCUCACUCGCACCGGCUACAUCUCCUUCAUACCCUCAGAAGCCCGCCGUCCGCUCCCACACUCGUCCUGCUGCCGAGCGACGAGCAUCAGUCGAGUCCAGCGCCAGCUCCAGCUCCGGCUCCAACAACAGCUACCGCAUCCUCAAGCUCGGACCUGUUCACUGGGGCGAGCACGCCGACGACCACAAGCACGACUUCCACGAUAUCGUUCUUCACUAAAUCAAAUGUGAAAUGAUUGAAAUGAAUGAACAUGUUUUUUGUUUAUGGGCAAAGCGCAGCGAUCAUCUCUUAUACUCAGGAUUCAAAUUGCAAUUUUCUUUUUAUCAAACAUCAACGUCAGGGAAAACAAAGGAUACCACAGAUUACAAUUGGGAAAAAGCAAAAAACACGCUACCAAGAAGCGGGAUAAAAUAAAAACAACAGUAUCAACCACCCAAAAAAAAAAAAAAAACUACAUGGGGGGUCGGUUGAGUGAAUGAGCAAGCAAGCAAGCAGGGCUUCAGCUAUCGCUCUCGGUUGAAAGGAACAGGAAGAAGAAAAAUGAGACUAGGAUUAGGAAUAAGCCAACUUUCC